Messenger RNA from Poecile atricapillus (Black-capped chickadee), 3234 nucleotides. Its product is annotated as hepatocyte nuclear factor 4-beta-like. Gene Ontology annotation, cellular component: nucleus. The record is from RefSeq and is a predicted model, not a curated record. The coding region runs from base 135 to 1508 and encodes 457 amino acids. NCBI's taxonomy places the organism in Eukaryota, Metazoa, Chordata, Aves, Passeriformes, Paridae. The transcript has 10 exons. Gene Ontology annotation, molecular function: nuclear receptor activity; RNA polymerase II cis-regulatory region sequence-specific DNA binding; zinc ion binding. Gene Ontology annotation, biological process: anatomical structure development; cell differentiation; positive regulation of transcription by RNA polymerase II.
GAGGGGACUGCGGGCAGAGCUGGGUAAUGAUUUGUCAUCGCGAGGACCGGGGUGUCUCUCUUUGCAGAGGAAACCUUGGCCGUGAUUGACAGUGGGGCUGUUUCUGCCGCUUCCCUCGCUGUUGUCAAGUAAUAAUGAAGCUUUGUCAGUCCAUCAUGGACAUGGAUAUGCCAGAUUAUGUUGACUCCUUGGACUCCUCUUAUACCAUGCUGGAAUUCGACAACCUCCGCGUGCUCCCCAAUAACACCGAGGCCAUCGCGGCCGAGUCAGCAAACACCAACCUGCUCCCCAACGGCGUCAACUCCCUGUGCUCCAUCUGCGGGGACCGGGCCACCGGCAAGCACUACGGGGCCUCCAGCUGUGACGGCUGCAAAGGCUUCUUCAGGAGGAGCGUCCGCAAGAACCACGUCUACUCCUGCAGGUUCAACCGACAGUGUGUGAUAGACAAAGACAAGAGGAACCAGUGCAGGUACUGCAGGCUGAAGAAGUGCUUCAGAGCUGGCAUGAAGAAAGAAGCUGUGCAGAACGAGCGUGACAGGAUCAGCAUCCGCAGGAGCAGCUAUGAGGACAAUGGCUCUCUCUCCAUCAACAUCCUCACUCAGGCUGAGGCCAUGGCACAGCAGUAUUUACCCCUGAGCCCCGUGCACAGCACAGACAUUGCCAUGAAGAAGAUUGCCACCAUCAACGAUGUGUGUGAAUCCAUGAAACAGCAGCUCCUGGUGCUGGUGGAAUGGGCAAAAUACAUCCCAGCCUUUUGUGAGCUCCCCCUGGACGACCAGGUUGCCUUGCUCAGAGCCCACGCAGGGGAACAUCUGCUCCUCGGGGUAGCCAAGAGGUCCAUACCAUACACUGAUUUCCUGCUAUUAGGGAAUGAUUUCAUCAUCCCAAUGCACUGCCCAGAGCUGGAAAUCGCUCGUGUGGCCACCAGAAUCUUGGAUGAGUUGGUGAAGCCCUUGCGGGACAUCCAGAUCGAUGACAAUGAGUACGCCUGCCUUAAAGCCAUCAUCUUCUUUGACCCAGACUGCAAAGGCCUGAGCGAGCCCGGCAAGGUGAAGAACAUGCGCUUCCAGGUGCAGGUGAACCUGGAGGAUUACAUCAACGACCGCCAGUACGACUCACGGGGCCGCUUCAGCGACAUCCUGCUGCUGCUGCCACCUCUGCAGAGCAUCACCUGGCAGAUGAUCGAGCAGGUGCAGUUUGUGAAGCUCUUUGGCGUGGCCAGGAUCGACAGCUUGCUGCAGGAGAUGCUGCUGGGAGGAACCACUGCUGAUCUCCAGUACCAGUCAGCACCUCCCACCCUCAACCUGGAACCGCUGCCAGGGCACGUCCUGCAAAGCAACAUGACCUCUGUGAUCCACGCUGCUCCAGACCCAUCUCCUGAGACAUCCCUUCCAUCUCCUUCUGCCAGCACAGGCAGCGAAGACUAUAAGCUAGGCUCUAGCGCAGGGCCCAGCACCGUAGUGCAGCUCCUGCCUCAGACAGUGAUCCCCAAGCAGGAGAUUUUAUAGGGAGAGGAGGAAGGAGAAGCUGGGAGCGCUGUGGGAAGCGUGCUGACAGUGAAACGGGCCCUUUCUCUUUGCAGAGGCCAAGCACAGCACACCCCUGCCUGCAGCCGGAGCCGCCGCUCCCACCCUUCCCCGCCCGUGAGCCCAGCGCCAGCCUGCAGAGAGCCUCACCACGGAAUUCCCACCAGCAGCACCCCCAUGGCACAAGGAUUGGGGUUUGUGCCCUCCUCAGCAGGGCCAGGACUGCCAGCCCUUGGGGGCAGGGUUCUGGGGGUGUUUGUGAGCAUCGCUCGGUGCCACCGUCACCCUCCCAGAGCCCUCGGCCGCUGUCUCCAUCCAUCCCAGCGCCGUGCACAGCUCCUGGUAACCCUUCAUGCACACAGCGUGGCCUGAAUUGGGAUGAAAAAGGUCUAUUCCCAUCACAAAUGUAAUUAAUUACACUCCCAUUUCUCCUGAUGAGCUUUAGGAAAAAUAUCAUCAUAAUCAUUAGAAGGCCAAAGCCUUAUUCCACCCAGAGGGGCCUUGUCCCAAUAGGGCAGCCAACAUUUAAUGCUGUCCAGUUCUUUUUUAUGAACAGAAAUGCCAAUGUUUUGCUAUUUUCCAUAAUUUCCAGUAUAUCCAGAGUCCAUCUGUGAGCCAGUGGAUGGACUCUACCUUAAGAACACAUCUAACACCAGACAGCAGCAAAGAGCUCUGCCUCUCACCGUGCCUGCUGCUCUGGUGAGCCCCCAAAUCAAGGCCAACUUAUCCCAACUCCUGCUUUCUAUCUUCUGUAAAAUUUUACAGCAAACAUUUUUGGAAGAAGCAAGUGCCCCCACAUACCUUUUCCCAGUACACAGAUGUGAUUUUUCUGUAGUUUUGUAUUUCUCUGCAAGGUCUGCUGUGUGGCUGUAAAUUAGCCAAGAAAAGGAACAGGCAGGUCUGUGAGCCACUUUUUAUGAAAAGGGUUCGUAUUUAAAACAAGCUACUUCUGCCUUAAUGUAAAAUGUAAUCAGCAGUUAAACAACAAAUUAAAUAAGCCCAGUGGUGACUACACAGCCUCAAGAGUUCCCAAAGUGCUGUCGUUGUGCUACGGAGUUGAUCUGAAUGAAUGGGACUUUAUUAAAAAGCAAAUUAUCACAUUUCCACAAAAGUUAAGUUCAUCUGUGCACCAACCUCUAUCAAACAGCCACUGAGGGACCAGGAGUGGCUGUCCUGAGCACUGGGACACGAUGGAGAAUUCCUAAUUCUGAGCCUCUGCACAAAUUCCCAAGCCAGGAUGGCAAACCCGAGCUGGUGGAGCCCAGGGGGGCUCUGGGGAGCUCCUGGAGAUGCUCAGCUGGAGGAAACACAAUCCCAGCGACUAAAAGGGAACUUGGGAAGAGCAUCCGAGCUUCCAGCAGCAGGGGAAUUUCAGCAUCGCCAUUCUGCAGCACCAGAGAGAGCUGAAAGCCAGCAGAGAGCAGCUCCAAUUUCACCUGGAUCAGAAUGUUUUAUUUUUCUCCUGCCUCUGACGAAUUUGAUCUGACAUUUUAUGCUGAUAGCCCUGAUUUGAAACAGCUCUAUCUGGGAAGCAGGUUCCACUGCAGGCAUUCCUGCUGCAUGACAGAUGCAACUGUUCUGAGCCAGCAUUGCUUCUGGUGCCUCCAGCAGCUCCCUUCCAUUCCUCUUCCAGACAGAAAAUGUACAUUAAUAGUCAUUAAUGGUAAGAAAAUAAAUCUAUGGGGGAAAUAAAUUCCGUAUUCUCAUA